This is a messenger RNA of Microplitis mediator, 3816 nucleotides long. RefSeq names its product nucleolysin TIAR (gene Rox8). Gene Ontology annotation, molecular function: mRNA binding. NCBI's taxonomy places the organism in Eukaryota, Metazoa, Arthropoda, Insecta, Hymenoptera, Braconidae. The coding region runs from base 536 to 1714 and encodes 392 amino acids. The record is from RefSeq and is a predicted model, not a curated record. The transcript has 3 exons.
GUACUGACGAAUGAAACAAUAUUAUUUUCGCGGUCUUUGCUACAAACAGAUUGGUCAUGGAGUAAACGUGUUCAUGAAAAUAGAUGCCUAAAAGUAUAUUGAGGGUGAAUAAUAUAAAAAUAUAUAAAUAAUAUAAUUUAUUUAAAUACAAGUGAUAGAGUAAAUGCAGUGUUGAUAAAUACUCGUUUUGGGUAAAUAAAAUAGUGUAAAAGUAAAUGGUGUUGAUUGGGUUGGUAAAUAAUUAGAGAAAGUGUGUGGUGGCAUAACGAGUAGGGAAGCGCGGCCAUUUUAUGUUAGUAUGACGUAGAGGCUGGGUGUGUAGCACAGCUUCACGUUGAACCGUCCGUGUUGAUUGUAAUAAUAGCGAACUAAAGCGAUAAACUCUGAUGCUGGUCUUGAGAUAAAUGUACGGCGUACGUACGGGAGGUGUGAUUUGUAAAUAAAGUUUGGGGCAGAAGGUGGGUAUUGUUAAGGUAGAGUAGGUUUAGCUAAGUGGUUGGCGUAGUUGUCGGCAUAAAGCACAAUCACAGAGAGCAUGAGCGAGGAAAGUAAUCCCCGUACACUUUACGUGGGUAAUCUUGACCCAUCGGUUUCUGAGGAUCUGUUAUGCACAUUAUUUUCUCAAAUCGGGCCUAUAAAGGGCUGCAAAAUAAUACGUGAACCCGGUAAUGAUCCUUAUGCUUUUGUUGAAUUCACAAAUCAUCAGUGCGCGGCUACGGCGCUGGCCGCCAUGAAUAAGAGACUCUUCCUCGAUAAGGAGAUGAAGGUUAACUGGGCCACGAGUCCGGGUAAUCAACCCAAGCUUGAUACCAGCAAUCAUCAUCAUAUAUUUGUUGGUGACUUGUCGCCUGAAAUUGAAACCCAGACACUUAAAGAGGCAUUUGCGCCCUUUGGUGAGAUAAGCAACUGUAGAAUUGUACGUGAUCCUCAGACCCUGAAGAGCAAAGGGUAUGCGUUUGUGUCGUUUGUUAAGAAAUCGGAAGCUGAAGCUGCGAUAAAUGCUAUGAAUGGACAGUGGUUGGGUUCACGGAGCAUUAGGACAAAUUGGUCCACCAGAAAACCACCGCCACCGAGAUCUGAGAGACCAAGGCACACAAAUAAUAGUAAACCCAAUUAUGAAGAGGUAUUUGCACAGAGUAGUCCAACAAACUGCACAGUCUACUGUGGCGGAUUUACAAAUGGCAUCACUGAAGACCUAAUUAACAAGACCUUCUCUCAAUUUGGUACUAUUAAUGAUAUUAGAGUUUUCAAGGACAAAGGCUAUGCUUUCAUUAAAUUUACGACGAAGGAAGCGGCAACACAUGCUAUUGAGGCUACGCAUAAUACAGAAAUCAAUGGUAGUGUUGUUAAAUGUUUUUGGGGAAAGGAAAAUGGUGAUCCUAACAGCGUUGGACCAAAUGCUAAUCAACAAGCUCAACAGGUGACUGCCGGAGCUGGACAAUAUCCUUACGGUUAUGGUCAACAAAUGAGUUAUUGGUAUCCACAAGGAUACCCACAGAUGCAAGGUCAGUUCUUGCAGCCAGCUCAAUACUACAGUCAGUACUAUAGUCAGCAGCAAGCUCAGCAGUACAUGAAUAGCAUGAGAAUGCCGGCACCGGCUGCUGGCGCGUGGCAACCUGGACAGGCAACAGCCGCACCCCCAACUGGAACAGCUGCUCUUCAGCCAGGACAGCAAACUAUGGUUUAUACAAUGCCGCAGUAUCCUACACAAUGAAACCGAUCUUGCAGAUACUAAGUAAGACCAAUCGAUUUUCGAGACAUGUGACAAAUCAGAUUAAAAAUGGAUUUAAAUAAAAGUUUUAUUUAAGAAAACAGUAAUAAUAAAUAAUUUCUCGAUAAUAUUCAAACAGGGGCUUCUUUGAGUAAUAAUUCUAGCACGUGUCUGGUACAAAAAAACAAGUGCGUUCACGCUCUCUCCAUCAUUAACCAAGAAUUAUUUACAAAACAUUUAAUAAAUAAUUAAAUAAAAUAAACAUUGAUACAAGAUGCAUUAUUAAUUACACAUUGAUCUUGACGAUUCUGCAUAUCGGAAUAAUUUGUUAUUAUAUAUUCUUCGGGACUAAAAGUAUUCGUAUACAAAAAUUAAAAAAAUAAAAAAAAGAAACAAAAACAAAAAAAAAUAAAAAAUAAAAAAAAAUGUUGUUCAUCUAUAUUUCCAUAUCCAAUUGUUAAAUCACUGCAAGCAAGUGAACUUAAACUAUUGUUCAGUGAAUAAAAUUGCUAGUUUUCAGAAAUGAAUUUUUAAUUACAAUUGUGCGAGCGUGACGUGUACUGUAUAAUAUUUUUCAUUGUAGUUUUGCUACGACAGAGCCCUGUACUAAUUUAAUAUUUAAUGUCAUAUCCAUAUUAAAUAAUUUGAGUUUAAAAAAUUUUUUUUGUUUGUUUAAAUAUUUUGUUUAUUUGUGAAGCGUGAUUACCGUUGUUUCCUUUCUAUAAAGACUAAGUUUUUUUUUUUUUAAAUGACUUUUCGAUGUGAGAUUAGUUUUAGUCUCAAGAAUAAAUAAAAAAAUUGGAUUAACAUUGCGUGAUGAAAAGUCUAGGGCUCUCAAUGUGGAGCAAUCAUAGCUAAUGUAGAAAAUUAAUUGACAAAAAAAAAUAAUAAAAUGACAGUGCGUUUAUUGUCGGUGGUUGUGAGACAGCGUAUGUUUCACCAUCUUAAAAAAAUUAUUAAAUUAUAAUAAUUUUAUUAAUGGUUUGAGUAAUAAAAUAUUUAAAUUUAUAAAUUGUAGAUUGAACUUUCAUUUAUUUUUCUUAAUCUAUCAGGGCUAGUUUUUCAAACCGGGUUUUGAGUUAAUAUUGCUAGUAUAUCUAUACAUUAACAAUAUAUGGAUAUACCAGCAAUAAUAAUUUAAACCCGGAUCAAAACUUAACUCGGUUUGAAAAACUGCCCCUUAUUUUCUUUCUUUCUCAUUCUUUCUAUCCUAUUUUUUUUUUUUUUUAUUUUCACUAACAUUCAGACUCUGACUCUAAUGAUUAUUUGUAAAUUUUGCUUUAUCAUUGGACGACAUUUUGAUCUUAAUUAAGAGAGUCAUUAUAAAAAAUAAAUAAAUCAACAAAGUUACAUGACAUGUCUAUUUAUCCAUUAGUGUCUUCCAAGUAAUUGUGUGGUUAAAUGAAGAUUAUGUCGAAUUAUAAUAAUUCAUUUUUAUAUCAUAACUAACUAUUAAAUAGUAAUUUUAAUUGACUAAUAAAUAAACAAUACUAAAUAAAAAAUUCAUUAAUAUUUAUUUAUAAAUUGUAAAUUACUGUUGUAAUAAUUUUUUUCAACGUGAUUUUUUUUUUACUCACUCUAAUUAUGAUAAAAAAUUUUUUGUGUUUUGUGUUAUAGAGUAAAAACAACCACCGAUAAUAAAAUUUUUAUAAGAAUGCCCCGAAAUUUCCAUUCGCACUUUUCACCAAAAACAAAAAAAUUGAAAAUAAUAAAAAAAAAAGAAUGAAUAAAAAUAAAAAUUUGUCCAUAGUCAGUUAUUAAGCGUAAUGUGUAAGACAUAGUAAAAAAAUAAACAAUUCUGAUUUAAAAAAAUGAUGAUACGAAUAAUAUAUAGACAAAAAAUUAUAACUACAAUAUAACUGAAAAUUAUAAUAAAUGAAUAAGUAAUAAAACGCUGGCAGCAGUAAAAAAUUCUGACUAUGGAUAACUAUUAAUCAGUGAAAUAAUGGAAGACGUAAAGAAAAGAAAAAAGAAAAAAAAAUGAUAAAAGAAUGUUAUAUAAAAAAAUAAUUUAGGUAUGUGGGGUUGGCACAAACCUCGACAAUGCUUAGGAUAAUGUUAUCUUAUAAUAAAAAAAAGAAUAAAAAAACAAAAAAAAAAAAAAA